AUGGUUUCACGCAAGAAGCAGGUGGUUAUCGCCAUUAAUGUAGUGGGUCUGCUUGCAACGACGGCGCUCGUAGCAUACGCGCUUUACGAAAUCAAUGCUCGCUCGUUACCCAUUCCUACUGUACUCGGAGCCAUCACAUUGGCUCUUCCAGUGUUCAGUGGUCUGUCCGUCGAGACGGUACGUGCAACCAACAGACGCCGACGAAGACUCCUGGGGAGCAGGCAGGCAUCACCCUUCAUCUCGAAUCUUGUCCCAUUAUUCUGCUUAACAAUUAUUGAAGCGGUCCUUGCUACCCUCGCGGGCACCCAUAUUGCGCCAUCUGGCGACUUGCGGUGUGGUAUGGAAAGACGCUGGCAGGACAUGUUCCAUCGCAAAGAUGGGAACCAUAUCAGAGCCAUCCAAGAUGCCUUCCAAUGCUGUGGUCUUGCCAGCUCGCAUGAUAUGGCAUGGCCAUUCCCGGACAAGCAGCAUACGGCCCGCUCCUGCGAAGAGACGUUUGGAAGGACCAAAGGCUGCAUGGGUGACUGGCGGAAGGAUGAGCAGCAGAUUGCAGCCAUACUGUUGAUUGUACCAAUCAUCGUAUUCUUGUGGCAGAUGAUGGUCGUUACGGCGCCCCUGGAGCAGCACUCGUGGCUCGGACGUAUUCUCCCACGCCAGCUCCAGGCGACUUCGUCAAGUGGAGAAAACGGUAAUGUCCAACGUGCCCUCGAGUAUCCGACCAGCCGAGAGCGCUAUACCGAUGAUCCAGAAGACGCUAGUAAUAUUGAAAGUGCUCCUGAGUUACAAGAGACACUCGAAAGAUUGACAUCAGCUGCAAGUCAAGAGGCUGAAGCUGAACACACGAGAAGCCACUCCCGUGAACCUACACACGAGCAAAGAGACACUCCAAACGAACAGUCAGAACAUAAUGUCUGGAGCAGAUCUUGA
Molecule: messenger RNA, 927 nt
Organism: Pseudovirgaria hyperparasitica
Lineage: Eukaryota; Fungi; Ascomycota; Dothideomycetes; Acrospermales; Acrospermaceae
Exons: 3
Coding region: 1-927 (308 amino acids)
Cellular component (GO): membrane
Source: RefSeq, a predicted model, not a curated record